CGAUGGAGCUUGAGUGAAAUUGUCGAGGUACAUCACAUGCGAUAUCGCCUUCAGCACAAGGCUUUCGAGAUGCAUUGCGCGGAUCACACCAGUGCCUUUUUUGCGUUCGAUACCAAGAAAACGGCGCGAUACGCAGCUACGCGCGUGGCAUCAUCGGCGGGGGCGACUUUGAUGAACAGACGUGCGAAAACUGAAGCAGCCGAACGCGCGAAGGAGCUCUGGCGCAGACAAAAACUGAGCACUUUCGAUUAUCUUAUGGCCUUGAACGUCUUCGCCGGGCGAACGUUGCACGACUUGAGUCAAUAUCCCGUUUUCCCUUGGGUGUUGAAAGAAUACGAAGCUGAAACAAUAGAUCUGGCCGACCCUUCGGUGUAUCGAGAUCUGAGAAAACCCGUUGGCGCGCUCAACGAAGAGCGUCUCAAGAACUUCGUUGAGAGAUACAAGUCGCUGUUGGACGACCCUGACACGCCGCCUUUCCAUUACGGCAGUCAUUACUCAUCGUCCCCGAUCGUACUUUUCUUCUUGUUACGCCUGGAACCUUACACGAAACUCGCUCGAGCAUUACAGGGCGACAGAUUUGAUCGAGCAGAUCGCUUAUUCCAUUCGGUCGCGGAAACGUUCAAAGCUUGCGUAGAAUCAUCCGCUGAUGUCAAGGAACUUAUUCCAGAAUUUUACUACUCGUCCGAGUUCUUGACGAAUACAAAUGGACUAAAACUUGGGGUGCGACAGGACGGAUCGACUAUUGAUGAUGUAGUUCUCCCGCCUUGGGCCAAGGGUUCGAGGCACGAAUUCACUCGAGUGAUGCGGGAAUCGCUAGAAUCGGACUACGUAAGCGAAAAUCUGCACCACUGGGUUGAUUUGAUUUUCGGGCACGCACAGCGAGGGGCCGCCGCGGUCGAGCGAUGCAACGUGUUUUAUUAUCUCACAUACGAAGGCGCCGUGGAUAUCGACACAUUAGAAGAUGAUGAUCAACGGAACGCGAUCGAGACACAAAUCAUCAACUUCGGUCAGACUCCCGCGCAAAUUUUCAGGCGCGCGCACCCAGUUCGUCUGCCGCCCCAAGCGACAGAACACGUGGUUUCAAUCUCUCCCGAAUCGCUCAAACUCGCGACAGUUGUCUCAUCCGAGUCUAACGGCCUACCGAUGCGGGCGCAAGCGGUGGUGCACGCCACCGCGUACGAUUCGCGUAUUGCCGUGGUCACCGCUGGACGAAUGGUUUCCAUUCAGCGCUUACAACGUCCUGGAACGACAUUCGGGCUGGGUGGCGUCGAUCACUCAACCGCGUACGCGCUCGAACCAGAGACGACAUCCCGGCUCAUGCUCGAAAUUGACGUCGACGCCGAUUCGCUUGCGCAUUCGCAAUCCGUCAAUGUCGCUCUGAAAGGCAAAGUCUUGCUGAGUGUUGGCCAUUGGGACAGAAGCAUGCGUAUUUUCGACAUUGAGGAGGGGCGCGAGAUGCAGCGUAUCAGUGCACAUCGAGAUGUGACGACGUGUCUCGCGUUGUGCGAACUCGGGAGCUCGAGGAGCUGGGACGAGGCUUCGCACCAAAUGGACCAAGUCAUCGUGGUUACGGGAAGUCGCGACACCACGCUCGCGAUCUGGGAGAUGGUGCUCCCUCAAGGAGGCUGGGGCUUUAGUAAAGGCACCAAAGUCCUGAGCGCCGAACCAAAAAUGAUCUGUUUCGGUCAUGACGAAGCCAUCACGUGCGUUGCUGUGAAUUCAUCGCUCAACUUGGUAGCGAGUGGCAGCAUUGAUGGCACCCUCAUCCUGCACGACAGCCGGGAUGGGCACAUCGUUCGUGCAUUGGAAAGCACCCCACCUGGGUGCAUCCCAUCGUCCAUCGAAUUGCUUCCAAAAUCAUCUCUCGUCGUGUGCGCGUGCGGCGUCGCCGGCGCGCUGUCCGUGCAUGAUGUCAACGGUGCCACACUCGCCAAAUCGCUCAGUCGGCACGAAGCCUUUGACGCAUUUUGCGUCACCCGCGACGAGCGACAUAUUCUCAUCGGCAAUCGUCGCGGAGACAUCACUGUCCGCGCCGUGCAUGAUUUAUCGAUUCGUGCGCAAAUCAACGUCGCCAACGCGGGCGUCGUCUCCAUUUCACCCGUCGCGCGCGACGAGUGCCUCGUCGUCGGUCUUGCCGACGGUCGUGUGUGCCUCUGG
Messenger RNA from Ostreococcus lucimarinus CCE9901, 2157 nucleotides. RefSeq lists its product with no specific name. NCBI's taxonomy places the organism in Eukaryota, Viridiplantae, Chlorophyta, Mamiellophyceae, Mamiellales, Bathycoccaceae. The transcript has a single exon. Gene Ontology annotation, molecular function: protein binding. The annotation marks the transcript as partial. The record is from RefSeq and is a predicted model, not a curated record.